Molecule: messenger RNA, 612 nt
Organism: Papaver somniferum (opium poppy)
Lineage: Eukaryota; Viridiplantae; Streptophyta; Magnoliopsida; Ranunculales; Papaveraceae
Exons: 2
Coding region: 1-612 (203 amino acids)
Source: RefSeq, a predicted model, not a curated record
AUGAAAGCCAAUGGUGAUACUGUAGAAGAUUCAGCAAUUGUUGAAAAGAUAUUAAGAAGCUUAUCUGAGAAGUAUGAAGCAAAAGUAACUUCUAUAGAAGAGUGCAACACUGCUGCAACUAUGACUCUUAAUGAGUUAUUGGGUUCUUUACAAGCUUGUGAACAAAGAUUGUUGGAGAAAACAGUUGCUGCAAAACAAGUUGAAGAAGCACUUGAAAGUCAAGUAAGCUGGAGAAGCAAUCAGGGAAAACCUAAUGCUGGGGGUUAUCGAGGAAGAAAACCAGUUGAUAGAAAAGUUCAGUGUUAUAACUGUGGAAUUUUUGCACAUUUUUCUGCUGAUUUAACCACAUGUGUGGAAAAAGACUUAUUUGAGAGUCUAGAUGAAUCUGUAAGAUCCACAGUGAAGUUUGGUAAUAAUUCUACCAUUCCAGUUAUGGGAAAAGGGAGAAUUGGGAUUGUUCUCAAGAAUGGAGUGAAGACUUACAUCAUGGAUGUAUUCAAUGUACCAGGACUACAUCAAAACUUGUUGAGCAUGGGACAAUUUUCUGAAAGAGGAUAUGGUAUGAAUAUCUUUAGUGAUGUUUGUUUUAUCAGAGAUAAAGAAGAAGAUUGA